UUUAGCCAGAGGGAGACCCUCAGAUCUGAAAAUUGACCAGGCCUUGCUGCUGGUUCACAAUGAGCUGAUCGACGAGAACUUGACAGUCUCCUGGCUUUCUGAUUAUUGUUACCAGUGUGUGUAUCAGGGCCUGGUAUCCGUUCCAGUGAGCAGCACGUCGGGAAAGCCCAGCAUAGCAGCAGUUGCAGUGGACUCUCAGCAUCCAGUCACCCUCCAGCUCAAUGGCACUUUGGGAGGCAAAGAGCUUUCCAGGAUCCAUUAUCAUUUUGGAGAAUUUGGAAACUAUUCUCUUGUGGUAAAGAACUCCAGUCGCAGCACCAAGGAGAUUUCCUGUGACAUAAUCAUCAAUGAAAGCCCUGUCAACAGCCAUCUCCCUAUCCUGUAUGCAUUCCUCAUUUAUAUGGGGCUCCUCGGUAUCGUCACCCUGGGACGUGUCUUUGUGAUCAUUGAUCCCAUCAGGAACUGGUUUUACAAGAAAUUGAACCCUGAAGACACUGAUCGUCUCAUUAAUUCUGAGCUUGGAUCCCCGACCAAAGCAGAUUCCACCAGCAGCAAUGUCCCAGCAACUACGUGGACUGUCUCCCAGCGGCGGCUGCGCUCCCUUGACACGUUCCGCGGGCUCUCUCUCAUAAUUAUGGUGUUUGUUAAUUAUGGAGGAGGAAAAUACUGGUUCUUCAAACAUCAGAGUUGGAAUGGCUUAACGCUAGCAGAUCUCGUGUUUCCAUGGUUUGUGUUUAUCAUGGGCACCUCCAUCUCGCUGUCUCUGAGCUCCAUGCUGAGGAGGGGUGGUUCGAAGUGGAAAGUGUUGGGAAAAGUUCUCUGGAGGAGUUUUUUGCUGUUUCUAAUAGGCAUCAUAGUCAUCAAUCCCAAUUACUGUCUGGGACCGUUGUCCUGGGGGAAUCUGCGCAUUCCAGGUGUACUUCAGAGAUUGGGAUUUACCUACCUUGUGGUUGCCGUCUUAGAGCUCCUGUUCGCUAAAGCUCUGGCUGAGAGUGAUACGUUGCAGGAGAGCCCCUAUUCUGCCCUGCAGGAUAUCCUGCUCUAUUGGCCACAGUGGGUUUUCAUUCUGACACUGGAAGCGACUUGGCUGGGUUUGACCUUCCUGUUAACUGUACCUGGCUGCCCUAAGGGUUACCUUGGCCCUGGUGGCAUUGGGGAUUUUGGAAAAUAUCCUAAUUGCACCGGAGGAGCAGCCGGUUACAUUGAUCACUUGCUCCUGGGAGAGAAGCACAUUUACCAACACCCGUCAUCCAGUGUGCUCUACCAAACAACAGUGGCCUAUGAUCCUGAGGGCAUCUUGGGAACAAUAAACUCAAUUUGCAUGGCAUUUUUGGGACUUCAGGCAGGAAAAAUAUUGUUGUUUUACAAAGACCAGCACAAGCAGAUAAUGAGCAGGUUUUUUAUAUGGAGCAUAGUCCUGGGGAUUAUUUCUGCUAUCUUGACCAAAUGCUCUAAAGAUGAAGGGUUUAUUCCUGUAAAUAAGAAUCUGUGGUCGGUCUCCUAUGUGACAACCCUGAGCUGCUUUGCCUUCAUGCUUUUAUUGCUGAUAUACUACCUUGUGGAUGUCAGAAGAUGGUGGUCGGGUGCUCCAUUUUUCUACCCAGGAAUGAACUCAAUCCUGGUCUACGUUGGGCAUGAAGUAUUUGAGGACUAUUUUCCUUUUAAGUGGAAGAUGAAGGAUAGUCAAUCCCACGGGGAGCACUUAGCUCAGAACCUGCUUGCAACAUCCAUCUGGGUCAUCAUAUCGUAUUUACUCUAUCGGAAAAGAAUAUUCUGGAAAAUCUAAUUGCGUUCCUGAAGGUCUCUUCUGGGAGAUAAGGUGUUGAAGUUGGACUUCCCAGGGAUCACGCCAUUUCUGCUGGGAUUUCAUUACUAAAAGGGAUCACGUGUGCACUAAUUAUUUCCAGGGAAACCAGGCUGAGACUUUCUGGUGCUUAAGGGACUGCAUCUUACUAUUUAGCCAAAGCACUGUAACUUGCCUGAGCUGUGUUGUUUGCCUGUCUCUGCAUAUUAUAUUUUGGUGCACAAAGCGCUGCUAAUCUACCUACAAUAGACAGACAGACUGCAUAGCCCUUCAACUCUGGACAAUUUUAAGACAGUUCCAAUAAGCUGAAGUGCCUUUCCUAAAGGGAACUGAUACAGGUGCUCUGCCUUAUGGUUGUAUGUCGGACCCAGCAUUUCAAGCCAUUACAGACUGACUUGCUAUGGAUCUUGUAGAUGGCACCAGACCAAUGGCAUAGUUUUAUCCAUAAUAACUAGAUUUACUUCGAGGGCUUGAGCCUUCUUCCAAAGCAACAGUAGCGAGGGCUCCACUCGAGGUAGGGCCCUUCAGUUGCAGUUUUUAUUUUGUCCUGGGAAUUUCAGUGUUUGUUUACAACAAACAGGUGAAAUCUGUGCAAAAAACUUCAUUUUUUCUGGGAAAAUAUCAGAUUUAUUUGGGUGGAUGGAAAGACGGGAAAAAGUAUGCUUUUGAAUUCUAUUCAUCAAUGUGGCUUACUACAGAACUCAAAACACAGUGCCACCUUGGAUUUGUGAGAGUCUCUCAAGUCCCUACAUAAAACUUUUCAUUUGAAUAAUUUUUCUAUUGUAGAUUUAGAACGAUCAGUCUAUAACUAUUUACAUUUAAUAACUGGACUACAUUUGCAGCACAAACAAAAACAUGAAGUUGAGCAACUUUUGAACAUAUAUCCCUGUGUUCUGAUCAUUUUCUUCCUAUUUUAGUGGGCCAAGUUUUUAAACCAUUAUUUGCUAACAGCUUGAAAUAUGUAUGUGGCAGAUAUGAGAUUCACUGUGUGUGUGUUCAAAUGCUCCUGCAAUUCAGAGCUUGUGUACGUGCCUGUUUGUUCAUUAGGUGUGUCUUCUAGACUAUUACAUUGCCUUACUUCAACAGGCAGCUUUGCCUAUACAUACAGGCUAAUAAUGUAUUCGUGUAGUA
This is a messenger RNA of Pelodiscus sinensis (Chinese soft-shelled turtle), 2935 nucleotides long. Lineage: Eukaryota; Metazoa; Chordata; Testudines; Trionychidae. The record is from RefSeq and is a predicted model, not a curated record.